Molecule: messenger RNA, 2748 nt
Organism: Ipomoea nil (Japanese morning glory)
Lineage: Eukaryota; Viridiplantae; Streptophyta; Magnoliopsida; Solanales; Convolvulaceae
Product: putative late blight resistance protein homolog R1B-17
Exons: 3
Coding region: 1-2040 (679 amino acids)
Biological process (GO): defense response to other organism
Molecular function (GO): ADP binding
Source: RefSeq, a predicted model, not a curated record
AUGGCUUGUGUAGCUGUAAAUUCUCUUAUCAGAACAUUAGAGAUUGAGUUCCUGCAACCUCACCCUCGUCCAAUCAUACAAGAAAUGGAACUCAUCCCUUUUAACAAAGACCUCAUCCAAUCUCUCCAUGCAAAGCUUGGUUUUCUGAUACAACUGUUGGACGAGAGCAGAAUGGAUGGUGUUGAAGCAAUUAAAGAGUUGGAAACAAAGCUCAGAGAUGUAGCUUUCAGAGUAGAAGAUGAAAUUGAACUCCAUCUGGUACUUCUCUGUAAAGAAUUGGAUCUCUAUUUGGGACAAGGGGACACUGAUGAAGCCAUAAACACACCCCAUUCUCAUAGACUAAAACUUAGUCAUGUAUUGCAACAAGCAAUAGAAGACAUUGAUGCCAUUAAAGAAGAGCUCGAGAAAGUCAUGAUAGCUGUGCAAGGAAGGGAGACUACACUUGAUGAUGAACUUGUCAAGAUGGACGGUUCCGGUUCCUCCAAUCAUGCUUCACAAACUGAGGACAUAAUGGUCGGGAAAAACAAUGAGUUCGAGACGAUAAGGAUGAUGCUAAUACAACAUCCAUCUAAACAACGAGAAGUUGUCUCAAUUCAAGGUAUGGGAGGAAUCGGCAAGACAACGUUAGCUAGACGAGUUUAUGAAAAUCGAUCAAUUGUCUCCCACUUUGAUAGACGACUAUGGGUUGUUGUAUCACAAUAUCACAAUAAGAGGCAAAUGCUCUUAGAUGUUCUUGGUUCUAAAGACAAUGUAAACAACAACAGUGAUGAGGACCUAGCAUUACAACUCUACCAAAGUUUGAAGUGUCAAAGGUACUUGGUAGUGAUGGAUGAUAUAUGGAGCAUAGAGUCAUGGAAUGAUGUUAAAUCUUGCUUUCCAGAUGAUAUAAAUGGGAGCCGAGUAUUGUUGACUACUCACAUUGCAGAGGUGGCUACUUGUAUUGGCUCUAAUAAUAACUUCUCCCAUCAAAUGCAGUUCUUAGAUCAAAGUGAAAGUUGGGACUUAUUUAGUAACAAGGCAUGCAAAUCUCAUGGUAUUGAAUUUGAGACAAUUGGGAGACCAAUUGUUGAGAAAUGUAAAGGGCUGCCUUUGGCAGUUGUUGUGGUAGCAGGUUUAUUUUCAAAACUCAAUUCACUAGAUGAGUGGAAGAAUACUGCUAAUGCUCUAAUAAGUUCUACUUCAAUAUCAACUCUAGAUGAUGAAGAAUGUUGGAGAAUCCUCUCAUUGAGUUAUAGUCACUUGCCCCAUAAUCUGAAAGCUUGUUUUUUAUAUUUAGGAGUUUUUCCAGAAGAUUAUAAGAUCAAUGCUAACGACCUUGCAAGGUUAUGGGCUGCGGAAGGACUGGUAAAGGCAUUCAAGAAUGAGAGUUUUGAAGCGGUGUCUAAAAGGUACAUAAAUGAACUUAUGGAUAGAAACUUAAUUCUUGUAAGCAAAAGAAGUAGUUGUGGGAGAAAAAUUAAGGAGUUUAGAGUACAUGAUUUAUUGCAUGCCUUUUGUGUGAGAGAAGGUCAUAACCAGAGUCUUUUGCAUGUUGUGGAUGAAAGUGGUUCCAAUUUCCCUGAGAAAGGUGUCCGUUGGAUAAGAAUGGAAAGGAUGUCAUUUGAAGAUUUUGACAUCUCUGCAUUACAUUCUCUGUCAAAACACUGCCGGUCCAUCUUUUAUUUUCUGGAGAGCCCCAAACAUUCAAUAAUUUUGAAAUUUUUCAGCCUAUUGAGGGUACUCUAUGUUACUAAUUUCAAUUCAACAAGUCCGACUGUUCAUAUCCAUUUGAGAUACCUAAGGAUAUCCAUGGCAUAUAAUCUUUGUGAUUCAUUAUUCCCCAACGCUUGGAAUCUUCAAACAUUUAGUGUGUCUGGAGAUAUAGAAUUCAACCAUUUGAAGUUUCCAGAACUACAGUAUAUUCACUGUAGGAAAUUUAAUGGAGCUUUUCCCAAAUCUGUUCAUCAAAACUUGCAGGUCAUUUCUGGAUUGCAGGAUAAUCAUUAUAACCAAGAGUUCUUAACAAAAGUUCCAUACCUAAAGAAGGAAGCUGAGGUUUGAUUUUAUGAAUUCUGAGUGGAAGGUAAUUAAUCUUUUGAGCAAGUUACCAAGGCUUGAAGUGCUCAAGUUAAUGAGUGCUGACUUUGGCAAAAAGUGGGAAGUACCAGAGAAUGUGAAAUUCUGCCACUUAAUUUGUUUGAAAAUUUGGUAUUGUCAUCUCAAACAUUGGAAUGUUGGUGCUGAUAAUUUUCCAAAACUUGAGCGCCUAUUCCUUAACGGAUGCCUUGAAUUGAGAGAGAUCCCGAAUAGCUUUGCAGAAAUUCCAACAUUGAACUUAAUCCAAUUAGAGGGGUGUCUUCCUUCUGCAGUAAUGUCUGCCAAGCAAAUUGAGGCUGAACAGCAUGACUCUGGAAACGAGUAUAUGGUUGUCAUUGAGAUAGACACAAUAAAGCCUGCUCUCUAUUUUGAAGAUGACUCCGAUGAAGAUGAUGCAAAGCUAUAGCAAAGAAAGACUAAUUAAUUGCAAUACUGAUGAUGGGAUGGGUCCACAUAGAGCCAAAAUCCAAUAAAAGAAGGGUGUGGGAAGAUCAGAGCAGAUGGUUGUUAGUUGUGGCUGUUUUUGGUGUUUGAAAUGGUUUCUGGUUCACAUACAGGUUCUUACAGGGUAUAGAUUACUAUAUUAUUACUGUCUUGUAUCUGCUUCUAGGAAUGAACAAUAUAAUCUGCUGGAUUUAAGGCUUGCUACUUGCUAGAUGGAUUUAAGAAUUG